Molecule: messenger RNA, 690 nt
Organism: Mesorhabditis spiculigera
Lineage: Eukaryota; Metazoa; Nematoda; Chromadorea; Rhabditida; Rhabditidae
Source: the annotation of a GenBank genome assembly
AUGUUAAGCUAUCGUCAUCUCAUUGAAGUUUUCGAAGUUCUACUGUUGACGGCUGGAUUCUUGGGCUCAAUCUUUGGCGUCGACGCACUGUCGAAAUGGCUUCAACAGUACCAAAUUGGUGAUGUGCAAUUGGAUAACGUCUCAUUCUCGAAAUACGUUACAUGGUUGUACUACACUACGACCACCUUUAUUUACAUAAUUGCCCUAAUUGUCAACCCGAUAGCUGUAUAUCUAACGAUGGCUAAUAAGAAGAUUGUGUGGCCGGUCAGUCGGUUCAUCGCCCUCGCCUUCGACGGACGAUAUUUCCAUCUGGCACUCAAGUUUCCGUAUCUUCAGCUAUUUCUACCGUACUCAAUAGCUCUGCUACUGCGACUGGGCAUAGAAUUUAACCUGCAAUACGGCACCUGGAUACUGUAUUGCGAGGAUUUGCUGAUCUCUCACACGGCAGCGCUUGAUAUUGCGGCCUAUCGCAAGUUGAAAAAGCAUUUCGGCAAUCUACCGCGUAGAAAAAAUUCUACAUUGCUUCUCUCAUUAAUGCUUGUUUUCGCUUCAAGCGUAUAUAUCCUCAUUAUCCUGGCGGCGCAAUUCUUUCAAACAUUGGCCCAAAUAUUCCUCGGAACUCAUCUCGCCACCCUCACGACAUUAAUGGUCGGCCCAAAUUGGACUUUUCUAUACUUGCCGUAUAAUUCG